Messenger RNA from Rangifer tarandus platyrhynchus (Svalbard reindeer), 318 nucleotides. The record is from the annotation of a GenBank genome assembly. NCBI's taxonomy places the organism in Eukaryota, Metazoa, Chordata, Mammalia, Artiodactyla, Cervidae.
AUGGUGACAUGUCUCCAGGCUGUCCUCUUCCCUUGGACCAUGGGAAGAUACCUGGUGUCUCCCAGCAGCUGGAGGACUUGGUCCCCUUCCCUCUACAGGGAGUGGGACAGGAAAACCAUCACUAGCCUUCAUCACAUUGGUCCUGAAAAGGGACAGAGGCUUUUCCUCCUGAGAGCUUGUUUCAGGGGACAGGACGGCCUCACACUCCCCCACACAGCCCUACUCCACCCUCGAUGUCAUUUUCUUCAAGGCCCCUGCAUGAGGAAGGAAAAGAGACCCUCUCCCCAGGCGGAGGCAGACCCCUCCCACAGCACCUGA